Messenger RNA from Patella vulgata (common limpet), 1886 nucleotides. RefSeq names its product flavin reductase (NADPH). The record is from RefSeq and is a predicted model, not a curated record. Bases 101 to 742 code for a protein of 213 amino acids. The transcript has 4 exons. NCBI's taxonomy places the organism in Eukaryota, Metazoa, Mollusca, Gastropoda, Patellidae.
UUAAGUGUUUAUUUGAUAUCUGUACCAUAUGACGACUUAUACCGUUACACGAUAAUCACGUAGGCUACAUUAUAUACAUUUCUAUUGUCGAUUCGGCGAAAUGAAGGUGGCUGUAUUAGGCGCUACUGGACCGUCAGGUCAAGCAGUUGUAGAAGAGGCAUUAAGCAGAGGACACGAAGUUUUGGCACUUGUCCGGAAUCCGGACGGUAUGACGGUCACACAUGAAAAAUUACAGGUCCAGAAAAUAGACCUUGCAGAUGAAGAAACGGUUAUUCCACAUAUGAAAGGGUGUGACGCAGUUGUGUCAUGUAUAGGUUCAAAGGCAUCAUUUUUUUCAGGAAUCACCUUAUACAGUGAUACCAUUAAAGUUAUUGCCUCAUCAAUGAGAAAAGCUAAUGUAAACAGAUUUGUGUGUAUGUCAGCAUGGGGAACAAAAUAUACACAAUAUGAACCGUGGUUUAUGACCUAUCUGUUGAGACCAUUAUUUCUGCGGACAGUAUUAGCUGAUAUGAGUCGCAUGGAGGAUUAUAUUCAGGCUGAAUGUCAAGAUAUUAACUAUACUGUGGUAAGACCUCCAGGACUAACUCUUAAUGAAUCUACAGGAAAGGAAAUCAAGACUAGUGAUGGACAGUUUGUACCAAAUACAAAAGGAAGCAUACCAAGAAAAGAUGUAGCUAAAUUUAUAUUACAAUGUUUAGAAACCCAUGACUGGGAUAGGAAAAUGGUUGCUAUUACAGUAUAAAUAUUAGAUAUUUCACAUGGUCGAUCAAAACCAAACUUGGUAAAGCAAAUAUUUCCAGUCCACUUAAAUCCGCUCUCUUACCUUGAAUGUUUUGGCAAACAAGUUACUGCAGGACUUAUUCACAUUAAGUUUUGAUAACUUCAUAAUAUUGAGAGAAUACUCUUCAAAACCUCACCCAAAUAAAUAAGUACAUGUAACUGUUUUCCCUUAAGUAUGUGUUAUAGUUUAUUGCCUUAUCAAGUUGCUAAAUGCCUCUAAAAGUUUACUGUUUUUAUCAGUGAUACCUUGCCCAUGGUCUACUUGAAUACAACUGAUAUCUUAUAAACUUUGUGAAUGGAUAUGAGUGCACUGGAAUAGAUAUUGGGAACAACUACCUGUUGCAAUAUUUAAGAACUCCUGAUUUUAGAAGACCACAAAAGCUUAUGGAUCAUAGCAUUUCUAUCAAAGAAAUAAGUUAAACAUCAAAUAUUUUCACUAUGUAACAGAUUGAAAUAAAGAUCAAGGCAGGAAAUAAUAUUCAAUUUCAUUUGCCUACCAAGAAUAGUCGUAUGCAAUUUAAUUUUAUUCAUGCGAUCAUUAAAUGCUUUGUGACAGCCCUUUGUUCAAGUAAUUUACAAUUUGAUCAAAGCAGGGCAUUACAUUUUGUAUAUAUGUUUUAAACAUCUAUUUAGAUAUUAUACAAGAACAUUUUCAUACACUUUUUAGUGCAUUUAUUUUAAAAUAUAUAUUUUCUAGUCAGUCUAAGUAAAAUUUUGUAUGAUCUAACAAUACCUUUUAGAGAUAUGUGUCCAUCUUACCUGACCUUUGCUCUAGCCUAUUAAUAGAGGCUUUUGUUUGUACAAGAUUGAUUUUAAAGUUGCAAGUGCAAGGUAAGAGAUAAUUGAUAAAGAAGUAGUUACAUGUACAUGUAAACCUUCAUGACAACAAAAAUUAAAACACAAAAUAAAAAUCAAAUUUUAUUUACUGGUAGAUGGAUUUUAUGCCACUGAUUUAUUCAUUGGGGAAGAUCACAUAGCUAAUAGGCCAAAAUUGUUUUGUGCACUAUAAUGGAAGGAUACUACUGGAGGUACCAAGGAUGCAUGCUCUAUCAUAUAUUAAAUAUUCAAACACUUUUGUAAUUCUAUAUUAAAUAUUCAAACACUUU